This is a messenger RNA of Arachis stenosperma, 8258 nucleotides long. RefSeq lists its product as uncharacterized. The transcript is spliced from 2 exons. Gene Ontology annotation, molecular function: S-adenosylmethionine-dependent methyltransferase activity. Bases 200 to 892 code for a protein of 230 amino acids. NCBI's taxonomy places the organism in Eukaryota, Viridiplantae, Streptophyta, Magnoliopsida, Fabales, Fabaceae. The record is from RefSeq and is a predicted model, not a curated record.
CAAGCUACUUCACUUACCAGAAGAGUGCACAAAAGUGCCAGGGAAACACAGAUCAGCACCAGAUCAGAACCACAUCGCAGACGCAGAAAGCAGCAAAGAAUUCAUGAAUUUUCAGCCUUCACAAGUAAAGAAGAAGAAAAGAAGCACAUAUUAAUUUUCAUUUUCUUUUUGUUUUUUCAAAGAAAUAAAAGAAAGAGUGAUGGAUAGGGAAAUAGAGAGGUUCCUGAAGAGGCUAUCGUUCGUGGCCAUAGCAAUAGCUUCCACCACUCUCAUACUUCUCUUCCUCCAAACCCCCGACACGUGUGUCCCUUCCGACGCCCCACUCAAACCCCACCUUCGGUUCCCCAAAUCCACCUGCGAUUUUACCACGCGCAUCCACGCGCCGCUCCAUAAGAAGAACCAGCGCCUCUGGUCCACGCGUGACUGGAACUCCAAGGUUCAGUCCUUCUCCGCCGUCUUCCUCCCGCUUCGCCGCCUCGGCAUCCUCGCCAACCACUCCAAGGUUCUCUGCGUCUCAGCCGGCGCCGGCCACGAGGUCGCCGCACUCUCCGGUUCCGGCGUCGAGGACGUCACCGGUGUGGAGCUCGUCGAUUCGCCGCCGCUCGUCCAGCGCGCUGAUCCGCACAACCUGCCGUUCUUCGACGGUGCGUUCGACCUCACGUUCUCCGCAAGGCUUGAUGAGGCGCUGUUCCCGGCGAGGUUCGCGGCGGAGAUGGAGCGCACUGUCAGGUCCGGCGGUUCGUGUGUUGUCGCCGUCGCGGAGUGCGGGGACGAUGAGGUGAGGGAGGUCGUUGGUCUGUUCAGGAAAUCGAGGUUUGUUAGUUCCAGUAAUGUUAGCUUGAUUGGAAUGAGAAUGACAAGUAUUGUUAUGAGAACUAGUAAAUCUUCUUGAUUAAUGCUUAAUUUUUCAUUAUUUUUUCCUUCAAAUUUUGUAUAUUUGGUUUCAUGUGUUUUUGUACAUGUCUUUCUGAAUUUAUAUCUAUAAUUGUAGGUGUUGAUGUUGUACUGUAAAUUAUGCAUGGGGUUCAAUUAAUCAAUUCUAGUGAUUUGAAUCAAAUAUUGUUCAGAUUUUUAGGGUAAUUAGCUUGUGAAUUUAGGGCCUUGUAACACAAUGGUUCUGUAUUUUGAAAUAGGGUCUUGGUUUUCUUGUGAUUUGUGGGAUCUGAUGCAAGUGUUAUAGUUAUUAGCGAGGAGGUAGAAGUAGGAUAGGUAAAAUCUUAUGAGAUCUUAGUCUACAUUUCUUUACAAUGGUGUCACUCUCCAUGAAGGGAGAGGAAACUUGAGGAAGAAGAAAAGAGCUUGAGAUUCUGGAGUAGUGUGUUAUUGCAGAAAUGAACAAUCCAGCUCUCCGAAUUCUGUGGUGUACAUUGUUUAUAUACUCUCUAGAUGAGUUACAUAAACAACUAACUAUAACUAGUUCUAAGCUCUAUCGACUAUCAUAACACAGUAGCUAAUGAGUAACUACUUUUAACUACCACAUCUUUGUGCAAUUGAGUUAUGAAACAAAAAUGUGGACAGUUGGUUAAGAUUAUUUUUGUGCAUUCACUUUGAUAAAUUCCUUUUGUAGUUAUAAGAUGGAAAUUUGGUGUUGAUUGCUUAUAAAAAAAAAGAAUAAACUAAUCAUGUUGAUUUGCUUUAUUAUUUCCUAUUUCAGUUUCUGUAGCAGUGUUUGAAUGGACUGUGCAUCAUACUCGAUAAUAUUAUAGGGCAAACUUAUAAACGUGAACCUAUUGUCCUGGUCCUGAUUGGUUUAUGAAAUGCAUGUAAAGCUCUUGUUCUGUAUGAGUCAUGAGCUUAUGUUGUGACCUUCUGGAUUAUAUGAAUAAUACAAUUUUUUUUUUCUUUUAAAGAGUAAGAUGGAGGUCUUUCUUAUACUAAGUUGAUAUGAACCCAUGGGUUUCCAUUGUAUGUUCUAGAAGGAAGUUCAGUGAGUAACUAAAUUAGGACGAUCGGAAGAACUGUGUCCAGGGGACUCAAGUCCUAGUGUGCAUAAUAGAAUCAUGAGCUGGUGUGGUGGGAGGGAACAGAGAGAGUGGACAUUGCGUGGUUCGGUAGAAUCAUAGAUAGUGAAUGUAUGGGAAGGAAAAAAAGGUAGGCUGAAUAUUGGAACCAGGCCUGGAGAGAUUGAUCUGAGUAGUGCUCAGAACUUGUUUUCUUUUGUUUGUAUGGAUAUCCAUUCCUGUACUGAUUCCUCACUAGAGCCAGAUUCAGAAGAGUAAUGUGUAUGAUCUUACGUUACUGUUACAAUUCAAUAAGGAAUCUAUUUUCAGUAUUAGAAACAACAGACUAGAAUAAAAUGAUGAUUAUUCAAUGAGUGUAUUGUCUGCUUGCUGCUGUAAAGAAUUGAUAACAAAUUAUGGCCGGUUGUGAAUAUUGAACACAAUGCGAUUUGAACUAUCAAGGAUCAUAUAUUUAUAUUGAGGAAGUUACAUUGCUGUUUAUUUGUUAAUUGAAAAAUUGUCACACAUUAUAUGAUUUCAAUGACUUGAUUGACUGAACUGUGUUCGGAUCAUUUCAACACAAUCUGUAUCAUUUGAAUGUCUCUUCUCUGAAGCUGGGCUGGGCAGGGCAGGGCAGGACAGGGCAGUUUUAUUUAGAGGAACCCUAAUAGUAAAGUGCUUAGAUCCAAAUUUUGGUGUAUGUAUAUGUAGUAUUCUUUUGCAAUAGGUCUUAAUAUUUCAAGAACACCUAAUAUACUGUAUCAACUCGUGUGUGUGACUUGGUAAGUUGUCCAAUAUUUGCUGCUUUCAUGAUUUUGGAAGUGGAAAGUAGACUAUGCUUCAAAUUAAAUGUUGUUGUUUAAGUUAUUGUUAAGAUUACUUCUAUAGAAACUUAGGCAUCUCUCUAUUUGAACUAAUUUAUGAAAAUCUUAAGAGGCGUUUUACACAUAUGAGAAUUAAUUAAGGGAGCUAUAGUAAUAAUUCAUAUAGUUGAGUGAGAAGCAAUAUUGGAGGACCUUGAAGUUUCUUGCUUAGCAGUUGCUACGACCCCUUUUCCAGAUUUUACAGCACCCAUAGUCCGACUGAAUAGCUUGUGUACAAUGUAAUACCUCGAAUGAAAAAACAAAAGUCUGUGAUAGCAAAUCAUUGAUCUUAAUCUUCAAGUAGUGGGAUUUGGCAAGUAUUCUAGCUGAGUAAUAUUAAGCUCCAAAAAACCCCGGGAUUUACAAAUUAGUCAAAAGUUAGAAUCCCAUAAGCUUCAAUAUCUUAUGCCUUUCAUGUCAUCAGUUUUAAAUAUCUUCAAAUCGGGCAUCAACUUCUUUGAGAAAACUGUAGCCGAUAGCUGAGUGAUAACAUAAUUCUCAAGCAUGGCAUAGAGGUACUUGUCACAUUCUAUUUAGUAAAUCAAAACACUUAUAAAAUGUUAGGGGUGAUAGCAGAAUGUAGUAAGUUCUAGAAUAUCGUUAAGAGUGAUUGGUUAGGGAAGUUAGUUAAGAGUUUGUUAUGACAGCUAGUGGUCUAACUUACUAUAAAUAUCUUGUAAGGAACCUGCUGUAACCAACUAAUCAUUUGUAACUCUUAAUAACAGUUUUCAUAGCUCUCAAUUCUCUCUCAGCUCUCCAUUUCGAUUGUUCUUCAUCCUCUAUAUUCUUCUUCCCCCAACUUCUUCAUUGCCUGAUACCUUUCAUGGUAUCAGAGCUCUAAGUUCUGAUCAAUCAUGGCAGCAAACAUACCAAUCGAAGUUCCUAGAGCUCAAACGAGCUCAACACCUAAUUUCACUUCUUCUCCGAUCUCUAUGAAGCACAAUGAGGACAAUUUCCUUCAAUGGAAAGAUCAAGCAGGGUCAACAAUCGAAGGGCAUGAUCUCGAGUCACAUAACAGGAGAAGGUAUACCAGACCAUUCUGAUGCAUUGGGAGUGGCAAAUCCAGAGUUCUUGCGAUGGAAGAGACAAGAUGCGUUGCUCAAGUUGUGGCUGUUGGCCUCAAUGACAAAACCGUUCACCACGAGGAUGGUAUGGUGUGUAUACACUUAUCAGAUUUGGAAAAGGUUAGAAGAUCACUUUGCAUCUCAAAUUAGAGCUAAAAUAUGCAACUAAAGAGUAAAUUGAGUAGCAUUCGAAUUGGAGGUUCAGUAAAUGAAUAUGUCUUAGCGUUGAAGGAAUGAUAGAUGCAUUAGCAUCAGUAGGUGAACCAAUGAGAGAACAGAUUAUAUUAAUGCAAUUCUUCAUGGCUUAACAGAAGAGUAUGCUCCAUUAAUCACUUCUGUAGUUGCCAGAUUCACAAGUAUAUCUGUUGGAGAGUUAGAGGCAUGGCUUCUUGCACAUGAAAGCAUGUUAGAGAGGUUUCGAAGGUCAAAGUCACCUAUCUUAGCUAAUACUGCUCAAAAUUCACAUAAUUACAAUAUGAAAGGAGGUUUUAUAGGAGGUUCUCAAGGUGGCUAUAGAGGAGGGUAGAUUAGGAGGCAGGUUCAAUAGGUUGGAUGAUCAAUUUUAGUAUGGCUCUAGCUCGAGUUUUGAAGGAACUGAGGCAUGAUUUGGAAAUGAUGCAAGGUUUGGAGGAUAUGAUGCACAGUUUGAUAGUUGUCAUGGAAGGUUCACUGGAGGUGGUUCAAGAUUCAGUAGAGGAGGCAGAUUUGCUAUGGCAAUGGAAAAAGAAGAUUUCGUAAUAGAUCAGCAGGCAGGUUCAAUAAUGGAGCCAAGGUUAUGUGUCAAGUGUGUGAAAAAUUAGGACACACUGUUCUAAGGUGCUGGUAUAGGUAUGAUGAUUCUUAUGAUGAAAGAAGUAGUGCUCACAAUAGUUCUAGUUCCAAUUUCAGGUCUCAACAGAAUUUGACUCAAAUACAAGUGCCACAAGCACUACAAGCUAAUCAAGCCAAUAUUGAUAACACCAUAGCUACACCAACAACAAUUUAUGAUCAAAGUUGGUAUCCUGACUCAGGUGCAACUCAUCACAUGAUUCUAGACCCUCAAAAUUUGAUGGAAGGAGAGAAUUAUGAAGGCAACAACCAAGUUAUCGUUGGCAAUGGCUCAGGUUUGCAUAUCACCGCUGUUGGUAAAGCGUAUUUUGAAUCUGAUUUGAACUCAGAGAUUUUUAUGCAAAAGUUACUUCAUGUACUUGAGAUAACAAAGAAUCUGCUAAGUGUGUACAAGUUUUGCUGUGACAAUAAAGUCUUUGAAUGUCGUGCUGACAAAUGUUAUGUCAAAUCUCAGAAAACUAGCGAAUUAGUCCUACAUGGAAGAGUAGCAAAUGGAAUGUAUAAGUUUGAGAACUUCACAGUUCACACGCUCAAUAAAGGUUGUUGCCUAUCACACUACCUUGACUGCAGAUGAUAAAUUUCUUCUCUGGCACUCCAGAUUGGGACAUGCAGCUCGUGCUAUUGUUGCCUCAGUUUUAAAAGCUUGUAAUAUUUUAGUUGAUGAGAACAAGUCUGUGUGUACGACUUGUAUAGAAAAGUCUCAUCAGUUGCCUUUUCCUGUAUCCAACACUGUAUAUACUACAUCUUUAGAACUUGUCCAUUCAAAUAUAUGUGGUCCAGCACCAACCUCAGAUCUGAAUGGCAACUAUUACUUUGUGAAUUUUAUAGAUGCUUACUCUCAUUUCACUUGGUUGUAUCUGAUUAAAAUAAAUCUCAGCUCAAAUGGUUGAAUUGCAGCUUAAUGCCAGGAUCAAAAUGUUUUAGUCUGAUAAUGCAGCUGAAUAUCUCAGUUUCUCUAAGGAUUUCCAGGCUCAGGGAAUCAUUCACAGGUUCUCAUGUCCAUAUGUUCAUCAGCAGAAUGGUUGUGCUGAAAGGAAGCAUCGCCAUGUAGUGGAAAUGGGGCUUACUUUGCUGUCAGGUGCAGGCAUGCCAAUCACAUAUUGGGGGCAAGCUUUUACUACUGCAAUUCAAUUAAUCAAUACUUUUCCUACUCCAGUGUUGCAUCAUGUCUCUCGAACUGAAAAAACUGCUUGGGAAGGAGUCUUCUUAUGAGAGCUCAAGAGUAUUUGGGUGCUUGUGCUUUUCACAUUUGAAGCCUUACAAUAGGCACAAGCUGGACUUCGAUCUGCUCCUUUUGUGUUCCUUGGCUAUGGCACUGCUCACAAGGGAUACACGUGCUUGACACAACAAGGAAAAAUCAUCAUCACUAGGAAUGUAGUGUUCGAUGAAACAUAUUUUCCUUUCAAGAAUGGUGACUUCUUGAACAAGAAUCAUGAUAUGUCUAUGACUCAUCUCAAAUCAACUCCCAUCAUAUCAAUAAUUCCAAAACUACCUCCUUCUGUACCAACAAUUUCUAUUGCUCCAAUUCCAUCCUCACAUCACUCACAACCUGCUUCAAAUCAGUCACAAUUUGUUCCACCAAAUCACCCUUUACAUCCUACUCCACCUCAUACAAACUCUCUGAUCCUCGUCUCAGCCAUCCCUAGCUCAUGAUUUUAAUACAACCCACUCUACUGCUGUCAACAAUUCAUCUCCAGCCCUCACCCCCUUGGUGCCAUCAGCUACAUCCACCAUUGUUCCAAUUUCAGACUUUGAAAUGGUCUUACCUUUCUCGGAUCUUACACCACAGCAGACUAACACUCAUUCAAUGAUUACCAGGAGUAAGGCUGGUAUUUUCAAACCAAGGUGCCUUAAUGCAGUGCUUGAGCCUAGAACUGUUAAGGAAGCUUUGCUGCAACCACAAUGGAAAGUAGCCAUGGAUGCAGAAUUUGAUGCCUUACAAAGGAACCACACUUGGAAGCUAGUGCCAUUACCACCAAGGAGAGAUGUUAAUGGGUGUUUCGUGCCAAGUGUAACUCUGAUGGGACUCUUCAGAAGUAUAAAGCACGGUUGGUGGCUCAGGGUUUUUCUCAAAGGCAUGGCUUUGAUUUCAAUGAGACCUAUAGCCUCGUGGUGAAACCAACCUCUAUUCUCAUGGUCUUGUCCAUAGCAUUAGUGAAUUCUUGGUGCAUUAAGCAAUUAGAUGUAAAUAAUACAUUUUUGCAUGGUGAUCUUAUUGAGGAUGUGUAUAUGAAGCAACCUCAAGGCUAUUCGGUUGGAGACUCAAAUUUGGUUUGUAAACUAACCAAAGGUUGUAUGACCUGAAGCAGGCUCUAAGGGCCUGGUACAGCAAGCUGUCCACAGUUCUGAGGCACUUGGGUUUUUCUUCCAUAAAGUCUGAUGUUUCUAUAUUCAGUAGAUUUUGCAAAAGUUCAGAAUUAUUUGUGUAUGUGUAUGUUGAUGAAAUCAUGAUCACUGGAAGCUUAGAAAGAGAGAUGGUUGAGGUUAUCAAACAACUGAGUGUCAGGUACUCUUUGAAGGACAUGGGUGAUUUGCACUAUUUCUUAGGCAUUCAGGUAACAAAGGAUGCAAAUGGAGGGUUAUUGUUAAGUAAGGAAAAGUAUGCUACUGAUAUAUUGAUCAAGGUUGGCAUGAAAGGAUGUAGUUCUUAUAAAACCCCUCUGCCGCCUUCAAUGAAAUUCUCAGCUCUUGGUGGUAGCGUUUUUGAAGCCCAAAGCUAUAUAGGUCUGUUGUUGACAGCCUUCAAUACUUGACUGUACAAAGCCUAAGAUCUCUUAUUGUGUGAGCAAAGCCUCUCAAUUUAUGCAGUCUCCUCUAGAUACUCACUGACAGCUAAGGGUGUUCAAGACCAACCCAGCUCGAAACCUGGCACGGACCCGAUGCAUAUUUUGUCGAGUUCGGAUUUGCCAUUUCUAUCCGGUCAGGUCAAAAUGGACCCGGCCUCGCCCAUGAACACCCCUACUGGCAGCUAAUCAAGCGAAUUUUGAGGUAUAUUAGUUGUACUUUGAGCUAUGGACACUUACACAAGAAUAGCACACUUGAUCUUGCAUAUAGUGACUCUGAUUGGGGUGGAGACCCUGAUAAUAGAAAGUCCAACGGUGGUUUUUGUGUGUUCUUGGGCAAGAAUCUGGUUUUGUGGUCAUCCAAGAAGCAAAGUGUAGUGGCAAGGUCCAACACUAAGGCUGAGUAUCAGACCAUGGCAGACCUUGUAGCUGAGCUCAUUUGGGUGAAAAAUCUCCUAUGUGAGCUCAAGCAUCCUGUUUUUGAACCUCCAAUUAUUUAAUGUGACAAUUUGAGUGUUAUGUUAUUGGCUGCUAAUCCAAUACUUCACUCAAAGUCCAAGUGUUUUGAAAUUGAUCUGCACUUUGUAAGGGUCUAUGUGACGAAAGGUAUAGUUAAGGUCAGUCAUGUUCCAGGCUAUGUUCAAAUGGCUGACGAUUUAACAAAAGCACUGCCUUCAGCAGCUUUUCUUCAUUUUCGGUCAGCCCUUCAAAUUACAGAUGUAAAUGUUGGUUUGGUUACUUUGGUAUCAAUGUUUUGGGGAUAUAAUCCUUCGAAAAAUU